UGUGAGAGGGAGCGUGUGAGAGUGUAUGAGUGGGCGUGUGUACCUGCGUGUGAGUGUGUACCUUUGCUAAGCAUAUGUUCCUACUGUGACCAUGGUCAGCCCCCUGUCUGCCGUGAUAGCACACGACACGGUGCGUAGAUACAAUGACUACCGCCACCUCAACAACACGGUUGUGGAUCACAUCUCAACGAACCGCCGGCGCAAAACGAGCCACUACGUGUUGUGGCUGGACGCAGACGUCGAGUACAUACCGAACACAAUUAUCUCGGAUCUGAUUGGCUCAGGGAAGCACGUGAUUACUCCCAGAUGUUUGCGAGAGGGCCUGGAUUACGAUCUGAAUACUUGGGCCGGAGAGCGUAUCGAGGCGACCAGACCAAGCCAGUACAGACACUUGCUGUUCGUUCCCUACCCCGGUACACUGAACAAGAACAUGAGAGACUUCGCAGAGAGUGGCGAGGAGUUUGUGGAGGUGGAUUCGGUCGGAGGAACGGCGCUAUUGGUCCGUUCUGAUGUAAGUCACUCACUACAGUUGGUCGGACUAUUGUACACACAUGUGCGCAGCGCAACCCUUUUCAUCUCACAAAUGCAUUAA
Messenger RNA from Sphaeroforma arctica JP610, 592 nucleotides. RefSeq lists its product as hypothetical. Lineage: Eukaryota; Ichthyosporea; Ichthyophonida. Bases 92 to 592 code for a protein of 166 amino acids. The record is from RefSeq and is a predicted model, not a curated record. The transcript is spliced from 3 exons.